Molecule: messenger RNA, 705 nt
Organism: Alternaria conjuncta
Lineage: Eukaryota; Fungi; Ascomycota; Dothideomycetes; Pleosporales; Pleosporaceae
Exons: 1
Coding region: 1-705 (234 amino acids)
Source: RefSeq, a predicted model, not a curated record
AUGUUCUACUACGAUCCUCUUUACAACAGCACCCGGACAGACCGCUGGCACGAUCUGAGUCAAUUGUCGAUCAGCCCUUACCUCGAAGCGCUUCUCACAGCCGACGACCAGAUUAAACACCGCCUAGGUCGAUGGGAGAUUACCCUGCGGCCUUCAUCAUCCCUGAAAACACUUGUAUUCAACGACGAUUUUGCUACCAAAGUAGUACUAAACAACAUCGGAUCUUUGCAGGUUACGAAUCCGCCUUGCCGCGCUUUGGGCCUGUAUCACGACGACCCUGGAGGCAGUGUAGCCGAGAGCACCAGACUCUUAGUCAGAGUGAAGAACGACAAUGGCGUAAGCAUUGCUGAGUUUGCGCAUGCGCUACAAUACGCUGCUCCUACCACUCACGAAGCUUGGAUGGCGAAUGCCAAUCAUCUUGUCAACAAAAUCAGGCGCUCACCCCGUAGCCAUGACAUCUGGCACAUACCUGGUGCACCUACGAUACGAGUCCACUUGGACAAUGUCAGCAUGCCAGAGAGCGGUGAUCCAGUAUCAUAUGGGCUUCACCCCAACCGCUAUGCUCAGAUGAAAGCUGAGCCUGAUAGGCGAUCAAGAGAAAUGGCGUGGAUAUCGGAAGAUCUUCUCGAACCGACCGGGGCUAUCGUCGAUCGAGAUCCCAUCGAUUGGGACGAAUGGGGUGAUGUUCUCAAGUUGAUGGAAUGA